Molecule: messenger RNA, 8380 nt
Organism: Effrenium voratum
Lineage: Eukaryota; Dinophyceae; Suessiales; Symbiodiniaceae
Source: the annotation of a GenBank genome assembly
AUGGCGCCAAAAGCUUUGACGCCAGAGCCGUCGGGCCGAGCCCCACAGUCGCUGGAUGAAGCCAUCAGCGACCUCGGCAAGCUGCAGCUCAUGCUGGCGGUGCCCAGCGUCUCGGCCUUGCGCACCGCGCGGCCGCUGCGCCGCUCUGAAGGGGAGCUCUACGUCGCCCAGUUUGUGCUGCAGUCGACACAUCGGAAGUUUAACAAGUUUCUGAGCACGCCCGAAGGCAAGUGCGAGUUGCAUCCUUGUCUCAAGCUGGGAACUGGAAGCCUGGCAGAUGGCAUGCCAGAUGGCGACGGGUCGUUUGGCUGUUUGGACGAUGGCACGCCGGUGAUUUAUCAGACAAAUGGCAUUGCCAGGAUUGAGGAGUCGAAGUUGAACAGGGCGAUCAAGUGCAGCCGCACUGGCGCGCCGGGGCAUUACAUGGAAACCAAGAUGCUGGUGGCAAAGCCCCGUGACACUGCUGGCAUAUCCUUAGGACUGGCGCGUGCCAAGGUGAUCCAAACACGGAAGGACUUGGAGCGCAACCUUUACUAUUCCUUCACCAGCUGUUGGCAGAUUUAUGCCUGCUCCGCGCGGGUGGGGGAGCUGGGGGAGGAUGAUUCUGGGGAGCGGAUCUUGGUCCGGCGCUCGGUGAGGGAUUUCCGGCAGCAUCACUUCCACGACUUCCCGGUGGCAAAACACUUGGCAGACCUGCUGGAUCGAGAGAACCAGAUCUUGGUGACCAAGCACAGCUUUGAACUGGAGUCGGAGGUCGAGAAAGCCAAGUAUGACUACCACUGCUACACCCUGCGCUCCUGGCAGACCUACGAGUGCGAGGGCCGGCCGCCGGAGAACGACGCGGGGCGGCGGCUGCUGGAGGCCGCGAAGAACGGCCAGGUGUCGGAGCUGAGGCACUUGGUGCAGAACUGCGGGUGCCACUGCGACACCAUUGUGGCGGAGUUUGGUUGCAUCGGCACCGGCAAGACCGGGAUUUACACUCGAACCGAUUGCGGGUAUGCAGAGGAGCGCACCGCUCUGAUAGCUGCCAUCCAGGCGGGCUGGCUCUCGGUUGUAAAUGCGAUUCUGGAUUUUGCAAAGGCAGGACAGGCUGGUCUGAACGUUGUGUGCCACGAAUGGAAUCCGAAAGGGAUCGGCGGCGAAUGCUUGAGACCCUGCUAUUCCGCGCUGGACCAAGCAAAGCUGUACCACCGGACGGAAAUGAUCCCCCUGCUGGAGGCUGCAGGUGCGUUGACCCAUAAGAAGUGCAAGAAGCCGCGCCGAGCUAAUCCCUUUGAUGUCCGCGCCAAGCAAGACAAGGGUGAGAGCUACAGCGAGGAGACCCGUGAAGAGCGUUAUCAAGACUUCACGUUUGCUGAGUGGGCGGAUGAGGCGCAAAUGGAUGAUGACAUGAAGGAGAUUGUCAAUAAUUUGAAGGAAGAGCUGCGACCCUUCAGCAGCCUUUCAGAGACGGAGCAGAAUAAGCUCUUUCGGAAACUCUGCGCCCGGUGGCAUCCCGACAAGCACCCGGAUGACAAGAAGGUGAUGGCCACAAGAAUCUUCCAAUGGAUUCAGCAUGUCAAGGACGAUGCUUGGGAGAACAAGGUGCCGACUGAGACGCUUUCAUCGCGACCUCGGCGGCGUGAGGAGGCUUCAUGCUUGGAGUCGUGGCACGGUGCGGCAGCAUGCGCGACGUCUACAACAGCGCCGUUGGAUGUGAAGCCAGCGGCAAAGAAGCCACCAGAGCCAGCCAAGGCCUCGCACCUUGCGCCGCUGCCGACCCUCCAGCUAGACAUGCCAGCGGCCGUUGCUGCUGCAUUUCUGGAGAGUGCUCGGGCGGAGGCGGAUGCCAAGUACCGCCGCAAGCUGGCGUGCCGCGCUGCGCGGGAGGAAGCUGCUGGGCACACUGGGUUCAACACCCCGGAGGCUCCAGAGGCCGCAACCACCGCGCAGGUGGUUGACUCGCCUAGCCGCAUGCAAGAGAUCCUGGGCCUUGACGGGAAAUUUGUCAGUAGCGGGGCAAUCCGGCAACGAUUGCAGGAGAUGGAGGUCGAAGGAUGGCUCGCGCGAGCCCGGCACCGCAAUCGCAAGAUCGAAGCGGACAAUCAGGAGUUGGCCGGCCUGGUGGACGAGGCGAGGGAGUUGGUCCUGCGCCGCAUGCCAGCGGGCGGCGCGGGCCGUGCUGCCAGAUCGCUGCGGGAGGAGCGAGCGGCACUGGCCAAGCGUAUCUGCAGCUCGCCGGCCAGAAAUCGCAAACCCCACCGCCCUUUGCGGCUUCCCAAGUUCAACCAGGUGCCCAGCAGCCAGAGCCCCUCGUCUGCAUCUUCCACGCGGCGCUCCGAGGCGGAGGUGGCCUCAAAGUCUGCCAUAUCAGUGCCGUUGGAGACCUUCUCAGAUCCGUGCGAGAAGGAGAAGGAGGUGGCGGUGUCACCCUGCGAGUCCCCAAGAGGCCAGAGAUCCGAAGAGAGGAUGAUUUCGGGGACGCUGCAGGAGGUUUUGGCGGAGGUGGACACAGAAAUAGUGGGUGCAGCAUGCGGAAGUCAGGGCAGUGCACGGGAAACAGUCAUAGAAGGGACAGGUGCACAGGACGCUGAUGAGGGCGUAACACAAAUGCUUGCGGAAGCAUGUGGCAAAAUGCUCGCCUCCAGAGAGCGCCUGUCAUCAAUGGGGAGCCAAGCGCCAUCGGAAGGAUUGGAAGCGCAGCAAAUGACGCAACUCAUGCAGGGCUGGCAGAAGGAUGCCGAGUGCCCCAGCGAAGGCAGCUUGAUGCGAAGUGCAUCAGAUUUGGAGGUCGCAACGCGUACCGACGAAGGCUGUGUUUGGGGUUCUGCGCCUGAGGAUCUUGCGGCAGCAGCUCGGCAAGCAGAGUUUCUUGCGCAGGGGCCGGCAAAGGAGGCGGAGGAGGUAGUGCGUCACGCAGCGCAGGGGGCAAAAAAGCCGAAGCCUUCUGCGCAGGAACCGGCAGAGGGCGAUGCGCAGAAGCAGGAAGUGCAUGUUGCUGAAGCCCGAAGCCAGAAAGAGGACAUUGAAGAGAGGAAGCAGGCAACGAGCACGGAGGUACAGGAACUUGAAGUUGAAGUUGAAGAUGGUGCGGUUGCUGCUAAGCAUGCCGCGCCGGCCGUAUUUGCUGCUGAUGCGAACGCGAAAGCGCCCACUCGGGAGGCUUGUUUGGCGGUUGAUGCUGCCGCGGAGGAGUUGCCGAAGCCUUCUGAGCAGGAACUGGAGGACCAUGCGCAGAAGCAGGAAGUGCAUGUUGCUGAAGCCCGAAGCCAGGAAGAGGAUAUUGAAGAGAGGAAGCAGGCAACGAGCACGGAGACACAGGAAGUUGAAGUUGAAGAUGGUGCGGCUGCUGCUAAGACUGCCGCAUCUUCCGUAUCUGCUGCGGAUGCGGAUGCGCAAGCAUCCACACAGGAGUCUUGUUUGGCAGAGCAUGUUGCUGAACAGGAGCCGGCAGAGGACGCAGCGCAGAAGCAGGAAGUGCAUGUUGCUGAAGCCCGAAGCCAGGAAGAGGCUCUUGAAGAGAGGAAGCAGGCAACGAGCACGGAGGUACAGGAACUUGAAGUUGAAGAUGGUGCGGUUGCUGCUAAGCAUGCCGCGCCGGCCGUAUUUGCUGCUGAUGCGGAUGCGCAAGCGCCCACUCAGGAGGCUUGUUUGGCGGAGGAUGCCGUGGUGGAGGACCCGGCAGAGGACGAUGCGCAGAAGCAGGAAGUUGCUGAAGCCAGAAGCCAGGAAAAGGAUCUUGAAGAGAGGAAGCAGGCAACGAGCACGGAGGCACAGGAACUUGAAGUUGAAGUUGAAGAUGGUGCAGUUGCUGCUAAGGAGGCCACGUUGGCCGUAUCUGCUGCUGAUGCGGAUGCGCAAGCACCCACUUCUGAGGCCGAGGACGCGGCACAGAAGCAGGAAGUGCAUGUUGCAGAAGCCCGAAGCCAGGAAGAGGAUCUUGAAGAGAGGAAGCAGGCAACGAGCACGGAGGCACAGGAACUUGAAGUUGAAGUUGCAGAUGGUGCAGUUGUUGCUAAGGAGGCCACGUUGGCCGUAUCUGCUGCUGAUGCGGAUGCGCAAGCACCCACUUCUGAGCACGAACCGGCCGAGGACGCGGCACAGAAGCAGGAAGUGCAUGUUGCUGAAGCCCGAAGCCAGGAAGAGGAUCUUGAAGAGAGGAAGCAGGCAACGAGCACGGAGACACAGGAAGUUGAAGUUGAAGAUGGUGCGGCUGCUGCUCAGACUGCCGCAUCUUCCGUAUCUGCUGCUGAUGCGAGCGCGGAAGCACCCACUCAGGAGGCUUGUUUGGCGGAGGAUGCCGUGGCGGAGGAGUUGCCGGAGCUUUCUGAGCAGGAACCGGCAGAGGACGACGCAAAGAAGCGGGAAGUGCAUGUUGCUGAAGAAGAGGACUGUGCAGAUACGCGGCAAAGCACGCAGACACAGGAAGUUGAAGUUGCCGAUGGUGCGGCAGCUGCUAAGCCUGCCCUACCUGCCGUUUCUGCAACGGACGCGAAUGCGCAAGCACGCACAAAGGAGUCUUGUUGGGUGGAAGAGUUGGCGAUGCCUUCUGAGCAGGACAAAGCGCGAAAGCAGGAAGUGCCUGUUGGUGAAGCCUACAUCCAGGAAGAGGACACUGAAGAGCGGAAGCAGGCAAUGAGCACGGAAGCACAGGAAAUUGAAGCUGAAGAUGGUGUGGUUGCUGCUAAGACUGGCGCGCCUGCCGUAUUUGCGCCCACUCAGGAGGCUUUUUUGGCGGUUGAUGCUGCCGCGGAGGAGUUGCCGAAGCCUUCUGAGCAGGAAUCGGCGGAGGACGAUGCGCAGAAGCAGGAAGUGCAUUUUGCUGAAGCCCGAAGCCAGGAAGAGGAUCUUGAAGAGAGGAAGCAGGCAACGAGCACGGAGGCGCCGGAAGUUGAGGUUGAAGAUGAAGAUGGUGCGGUUGCUGCUAAGCAUGCCGCGCCUGCCGUUUCUGCUGCUGAUGCGAACGCGCAAGCGCUCACUCGGGAGGCUUGUUUUGCGGAGGAUGCUGCGGCGGAGGAGUUGCCGAAGCCUUUUGAGCAGGACCCGGCAGAGGGCGAUGCGCAGAAGCAAGAAGGGCAUGUUGCUGAAGCCCGAAGCCAGGAAGAGGAUCUUGAAGAGAGGAAGCAGGCAACGAGCACGGAGACACAGGAAGUUGAAGUUGAAGAUGGUGCGGCUGCUGCUAAGACUGCCGCAUCUCCCGUAUCUGCUGCUGAUGCGAACGCGCAAGCGCCCACUCAGGAGGCUUGUUUGGCGGAGGAUGCCGUGGCGGAGGACCCGGCAGAGGACGCAGCGCAGAAGCAGGAAGUGCAUGUUGCAGAAGCCCGAAGCCAGGAAGAGGAUCUUGAAGAGAGGAAGCAGGCAACGAGCACGGAGGCACAGGAACUUGAAGUUGAAGUUGCAGAUGGUGCAGUUGUUGCUAAGGAGGCCACGUUGGCCGUAUCUGCUGCUGAUGCGGAUGCGCAAGCACCCACUUCUGAGCACGAACCGGCCGAGGACGCGGCACAGAAGCAGGAAGUGCAUGUUGCUGAAGCCCGAAGCCAGGAAGAGGAUCUUGAAGAGAGGAAGCAGGCAACGAGCACGGAGACACAGGAAGUUGAAGUUGAAGAUGGUGCGGCUGCUGCUCAGACUGCCGCAUCUUCCGUAUCUGCUGCUGAUGCGAGCGCGGAAGCACCCACUCAGGAGGCUUGUUUGGCGGAGGAUGCCGUGGCGGAGGAGUUGCCGGAGCUUUCUGAGCAGGAGCCGGCAGAGGACGACGCAAAGAAGCGGGAAGUGCAUGUUGCUGAAGAAGAGGACUGUGCAGAUACGCGGCAGAGCACGCAGACACAGGAAGUUGAAGUUGCCGAUGGUGCGGCUGCUUCCAAGCCUGCCCUACCUGCCGUUUCUGCAACGGACGCGAAUGCGCAAGCACGCACAAAGGAGUCUUGUUGGGUGGAAGAGUUGGCGAUGCCUUCUGAGCAGGACAAAGCGCGAAAGCAGGAAGUGCCUGUUGGUGAAGCCUACAUCCAGGAAGAGGACACUGAAGAGCGGAAGCAGGCAAUGAGCACGGAAGCAAAGGAAAUUGAAGCUGAAGAUUGUGCGGUUGCUGCUAACCCUGCCGCGCCCGCCGUAUCUGCUGCUGAUGAGGAUGCUGUGGCGGAGGAGUUGCCGAAGCCUUCUGAGCAGGAAUCGGCGGAGGACGAUGCGCAGAAGCAGGAAGUGCAUUUUGCUGAAGCCCGAAGCCAGGAAGAGGAUCUUGAAGAGAGGAAGCAGGCAACGAGCACGGAGGCGCCGGAAGUUGAGGUUGAAGAUGGUGCUGUUGCUGUUAUCACUGCCGCGCCUGUCGUAUCUGCUGCUGAUGCGGAUGCGCAAGCGCCCACUCAGGAGGCUUGCGUGGUGCGGGAUUGUGCAGGUGAGAAGGCUGCCAAGCAAGUCGAGGCUGCUUGUGAGCAGGAGCCGGUGCAGCAGAAGGCAGCGAAGGAGGAACUGCAAGAGGGCGCGCAACCAGCAGCAGCGGAAGCGGCCGAAUUGCCGGAGCCGGAGCAGGAGCCAGCAGAGGAAGAGGCAGAGAGGCAGGAUGUGCAUGUUGCCGGGGCCAGAGGACAGGAUGAGGUCUCUGAAAAUGUGGCUCAGGAGUUGAGUUUGGAGGCACAGGAAGCUGCUGCUGGUGUGGGUGCCCACGGUGCAGGGGAUGAUGUGGCAGAGGAUGCAGAAGAGGAAGAGGCGCAAAAGCAGGAUGUACAUGUUGCUGGAGUCAGAGGGCAGGACGAGGCCGAGGUCUGUCAAAACAGGAUGCAGGAAGCGAACUUGGAGGCACCGGCAGCUGCUGAUGCGGCAGCCAAAGAAGUGGAUGUCCCUUGUGAGCAGGAGCCAGAAAGGCAGAAGACAGCGCAUGAGGACGCAGAGAAGGAAGCACAGGCAGCGCGGGCAGCAGAAUUGCCGGAGGCUUGUGAGCAGGAGCCGGCAGAGACAGAGGCACAAAAGCAGGAUGUGCAUGUUGCUGGAGUCAGAGGACAGGACGAGGCCGAGGUCUCUCAAAACAGGAUGCAGCAAGCGAACUUGGAGGCACCGCAAAAGCAGGAUGUACAUGUUGCUGGAGUCAGAGGGCAGGACGAGGCCGAGGUCUCUCAAAACAGGAUGCAGGAAGCGAACUUGGAGGCACCGGCAGCUGCUGAUGCGGCAGCCAAAGAAGUGGAUGUCCCUUGUGAGCAGGAGCCAGAAAGGCAGAAGACAGCGCAUGAGGACGCAGAGAAGGAAGCACAGGCAGCGCGGGCAGCAGAAUUGCCGGAGGCUUGUGAGCAGGAGCUGGCAGAGGCAGAGGCACAAAAGCAGGAUGUGGAUUUUGCUGGAGUCAGAGGACAGGACGAGGCUGAGGUCUCUCAAACCAGGAUGCAGGAAGAAGCGAACUUGGAGGCACCGGCAGCUGCUGAUGCGGCAGCCAAAGAAGUGGAUGUCCCUUGUGAGCAGGAGCCAGAAAGGCACAAGACAGCGCAUGAGGACGCAGAGAAGGAAGCACAGGCAGCGCGGGCAGCAGAAUUGCCGGAGGCUUGUGAGCAGGAGCCGGCAGAGGCAGAGGCACAAAAGGAGGAUGUACAUGUUGCUGGAGUCAGAGGACAGGACGAGGUCUCUGAACAUGGGGCUCAGGAAUUGAGCUUGGAGGCAGAUGUUGCGGAUGCACGCGCAGUGUCUGCGGGUGCACCGGGUGCAACCAUCCAGGAGGCUUGUGAGGAUGUUGUGGCGGAGCAUGCUGCAAAGCAAGUAGAGGUCCCCUGUGAACAGGGGCUGGCACAGCAGAAGGCAGCACAGGAGGCUUCGCAGACCGCAGAAUUGCCGAAGCCUUCCGAGCCGGAGCCAGCAGAGAAAGAGGCGAGCGUGAGCCUGAGCCCGUCUGGGUCAGGCGUCCAGAUCAGAGAGUUCAGCGUGGCCUUGACCAAAGGUGUCGAAGGUCUUGGGCUGACAGUGCAGCGAGAGCUGGGUGGGCUUGCUGUCGUGGACGUAGACCCAAAGGGUGCGGCGGCACGGCACAAUCUGCGUCAGCUGGCCAGCGGCUCUCAGCUGGUGAUUUGGCCAAGGAUGCUGAUCACGCGAGUCAAUGGUGCGAGCGCAGCAGACGACAUGGUUCAGGCGCUGUGCCGAAGUCGGGAUUUGGAGCUUCACAUCCGCGCUGGAAAUUUGGAUUCGUCAGCAAAGCGCAUCCCAGAGGACUUGGCUUCAAUCAUUGGAGCGGUGAGGGCUGUGAAGCAAGUGACCGCUACUUCAAGGCGGCUGGGCGCGUGAAGAGCUGGCUGCGCGCCAGCAUGUACAAAGUCCAGAUCGCCCCGCGAGAUCCCAAAGACGGAUGGGGCAACGCCUGCAAGACGCAGGCGUUCAGCGCUCGAACGGACUUGGCCACAGGCCGCGGUGUGAUGAUGUUGAAUGAUUUGGU